CCCUUCGCAGUUGUGCUGAAAGUGUUCAUAUAUUUGGUUUAUUCCCACCGCGCUUAAAGUAACGUCCGACCUUCGCCAUCAAUAGACUCUGAUAGCCCGAUGAAUCAGUGCUGAGAUCGAAGAUGCACUUUGGGUUUCGACGAAUGCGUCAUAUUUUCCGGGUUAUGCCCAAGAUUUAUCCCGGUACUGUACAUCACUUAUCUAGGUGGUGUAAUGCGAGCAGUAACAUCUCUUGGAGGCUAGAUUUGGCAGGUUGUCAAGAGCGAAGGUAUUCCUCCAUAUCAAAAACAAAGCGUCCUACCUCUUCAAAUGAGUUUUGGUCAAUGCUUAGGUCUUCUCUUAAUCAGCCAAGAGACUCUCAUACAAAUGUACUUCUAGGCCCUUAUUGGUGCUGGUUAAACUCUUAUUCGAGCAGCAAGAAUUUAUUCAAGGAAGACCAAGUUUUCCUAGUUCUCCUUGGGAAAUAUGAUGAUGGUUCUUUGGGAGCUAAACAAAAUACUAUCAAGAUGUUUGAAAUAGUAAAAGCACUUCACCAGAGGUAUUCUUUCCUUCAAGUUCUGGUUGUACAACACGGAAAAUCAAUGUGUCUCAACAAUGCAUCUAAGCAUUUCCUCCAGAGAAUCAUUAAGGAAUAUGUUACUUUUCCUAUCUUGUUAUUUAACAAGCAAAGUAUAUCGGAGGUAUGGAUGCAAAAGGCACCCUGCGUCAUCAUUUCCAAAGGCUUUUCCCAAAAUCCUAUGAUUUACCCUGGCGAUGAUGUAGAUCUUAAGACACUCGAUGAAGCAAUUCGUGAUCUGAAGGUGAAACAUGACAAGGGAGAUAAUGUUAAUGAUGCGAAGAGCACUUGGGUCAAGCCCAUUGAAGUCAUUAAGGAACCAGAUGUUUGUUGCAUUUCAGUUGAGGAAGGUGGUGACCGCUUGUUCCUUUCCGAUGUUAACCACCACAGGAUUAUCGUGUUUGACAGCCAUGGGAAAAUUUUAGAUGCUAUUGGUUCGUCUCCUGGAUUUAAGGAUGGAGAGUUUGAGACAGCAAAGUUAAUGCGGCCUGCAGCUUCAUUUUAUCAUGCCUCUGAGGAUUGCCUAUAUUUUAUCGACUCUGAGAACCAUGCAAUUAGGAAAGCUGAUAUGGAGAGGAGGGUUGUGGAGACGGUUUUCCCAGUGACUGGUGAUAGCAAGAGGAGCAGAAGUUUAUGGAAUUGGAUUCUAGAUAAAAUAUGGAUGAACAGGAAUAUAAAGCCACAUUCGGAAGAGUUCAAUUCCGACUCAUUUUUGUUCCCUUGGCAUCUUCUGAUGUCAUCCGGUGCUGAUACCUAUGUACUUGAUCAAAGUAUGAUAUCUUUUCAUCACGCACGGUACAGCUUUGGAACUCUUUGGACCAUAGAUUUGGAAUCAGGCUCUGUAAAAGAAGUUAUAAAAGAACCUUCAAAGAUUAUGGAGAAAUGUGGGCAGGCGAUCUUGGAGAAAUGCGCUCCAUUGGAACAUGUGCCUGCUGAUUGGCUACUGCAACGAGCACAUUCCACGUGCUCGUUUGAAGGAAUUCCAUAUGCUGGCCUUAUGUCUUCAGUGGCAACCUGUGGGGACCAUGUAGUGUUGUCUGAUACAGUUGGUCAGACAGUGGUCAAGUUUGGAAGGGAAGCUGGGUUGGCAAUGAGCUUUCAGUUCAAAAACUUUGGGGUUUUAGGGCUUCCUUAUUGGAUAGUGUCCUCUCUCGAACGAGUCUACUCUGCAGAUGAUCCAUACGGAGACCCUGAUCAUUCUCAAUGCUUUCGCUUAUUGCCAGGGAGGGUUGAUAUAACACUGGACAUCGAUAUUCCUCCACACACGGAACUAAUUGAACGGCCACAAGAAGGAUGCAUAUGGCGCCAGGCCAGAGGGUCUGCUAUUGAGAUCUCAGGAGUUGAUGACAAGGCUGAAUCAUCUGAAAAGGUGGGUAUUGCUCAGCAGUGGUAUGAUGAAAUUGAUAAUCUCAGCUUUUCAAUGCCUCAAGAAGAGUCGAGCACGAAAGAAGAAAUUGGACGAGCAGGUGAGGAAGCUAUUAUUUACGCUGCGGUUUACUUGCGGCUGAAAAAAGAAUCAAAUAAACAAGUUAACAGCCGGGAGAAUAAAGCGUCGAGGAUAGCUGAUAUCUUAGACACCAAGAAGAAAUUCAAAAGGGAUUUACUCAUUGAACAGCUCAUGCUGAUGUCAGACAGAGAUCUCGAAGAACUCAUAUUCAUGAGACCUCUACACGUGCGGUUCAAGUUCAACUGUCGGGACCACCCGAAAUCGGAUCAAAACACGAAAGGCGUAGUCUUGACUGAUUCUCUUGUGGAAGUUCAUGUUACC
Striga asiatica is the source of this 2324-nucleotide messenger RNA. NCBI's taxonomy places the organism in Eukaryota, Viridiplantae, Streptophyta, Magnoliopsida, Lamiales, Orobanchaceae. The record is from the annotation of a GenBank genome assembly.